AUGUUUCUUCUUCAGAUUCGUGCUGCUGUACCAUCUCGAUCGAAAGUAGAAGCAGUUGUAGAUGCGGUAAAGCACCAUUUGCUGAGAAGCUUGACUGCAAGAGCAGAGCUUCAGUACGAAUCAAUGGAUAUUGUCGAGGAAGGCAGUGCAGCGCCAUGUUCUGUGCAUCAAAUGCCUCGACCGGCUACUACAGUACUUCCCAAUCAUCCAGCGAUCCUCCUUUCGGAUUAUUUGUUUGAGGCAGACACCACUGAAGACGCUCAAAAGAAUUUUGACGAGCUACUGGGGUUGAAAACUAGUGUC
Messenger RNA from Cylicostephanus goldi, 303 nucleotides. Lineage: Eukaryota; Metazoa; Nematoda; Chromadorea; Rhabditida; Strongylidae. The record is from the annotation of a GenBank genome assembly.